Messenger RNA from Hepatospora eriocheir, 903 nucleotides. Lineage: Eukaryota; Fungi; Microsporidia; Hepatosporidae. The record is from the annotation of a GenBank genome assembly.
AUGAAGAAAUCUAAAAAUGUUAUUGAAAAUUCAAAUGAAAUACCAGAAUUUAAAACUUUUAAUACAGAAGAACUAGAAGAAAUUUUAAAAAUUUUUUCUAAAAGAGUUUCUCUUAAAAAAAUUUUAACUUUCGAUCAUAAAAAAGUUGUUGAUAAGAUUAUACCUAGAUCUUUAAAUAAUAAAGAAAAAGAAUACUAUGAAAAUAUUUUUAAAGAAAAUUAUUCUAAAAGAACAUUUAAACCAGAUUCAAAAAAUUUUAAUGAAGAUUUAUUUGAAGUUAAAAACAAUAAUAUUCUAUCUUAUUAUGAAUUGUUUUUAAUAGAAGUUUUUUUUAAAGAAUGUUGUUUAAAAUCUAAAAAAAAGAUAUAUUUAAAUGAUUUAGAAUUGGCUAUCAAUGAAUUUGUUAAUUAUUUAAAUAAUUCAUUGAAAUUUAUAAAAUUUUAUCAUAAACUUAAAAAUUUGAUUAAAAAGAUUAAAAACAAGCAAAAUGAAGAAGAUGAUAUUCAAGAAUCUAUUAAAGAUUUGAUUUUAACAUUUAAGAAUGAUUGUAAUUUAAAUGAAGAAGAUCAAUUUUUUAUUGGUACAAGUGUUUUUUUUAUUAAUAUUCACAGUAAUAAAGAUACAAUGGCUGUUUUAGAAUGGGCAAGAAAAAUUGUAACUGAUAAACAAAUUACAGAGAUGAACUAUAUUGAUUCUAUUAAAAACGAAUUUCCUAAAAAUAAGCAACUAUUUUUUAUUGGCUUAAAAAAAAUAAGUAUAACAUAUUUCACUCAUGUUUUUAAAAAUUUUUCUCAUAUUGAACUUUUUAGAUCUGAUCCACUUAAAAGUUUUAUUAGAAAAAAAAGAAGUGAUUUGAAGAUAAAAUAUUUAAAGGGGUUAAUGGAUUUAUUGCCAAAUAAUUAA